GGGAGGCAGCUGACAGGCGUCUUGCGGCUCCGCUUCAUGGCCGCUCUCCCGCGCAGCCUGCCCUGUGUGAGGAGCCGGGCAGCCCGCGGCCGUCUGCAGCCGGGGCCGGAGGCGGUCAGGCCGAGCUGGGACGUGCGAGCCGCGCCGCUGAGGCGCAGCAUGUGAAGCGGAGACGGCCUCGAGCGCGGGGCGAGCCUCUCAGCCGGCCGGCAUGGCCACGACGGCCGAGCUCUUCGAGGAGCCUUUUGUGGCCGAUGAAUACAUCGAACGUCUUGUGUGGAGAACCCCAGGAGGUGGGUCUCGAGGUGGACCUGAAGCUUUUGAUCCUAAAAGGUUAUUAGAAGAAUUUGUGAAUCAUAUUCAGGAACUCCAGAUAAUGGACGAAAGGAUUCAAAGGAAAGUAGAGAAGUUAGAACAACAGUGUCAGAAGGAAGCUAAGGAAUUUGCUAAGAAGGUCCAAGAGCUUCAGAAAAGCAAUCAGGUUGCCUUCCAACAUUUCCAAGAACUAGAUGAGCACAUCAGCUAUGUAGCCACCAAAGUGUGUCACCUUGGAGACCAGUUGGAAGGGGUAAACACACCUAGACAACGUGCAGUGGAGGCUCAGAAGUUGAUGAAAUAUUUUAAUGAGUUUCUAGAUGGAGAAUUGAAAUCUGAUGUUUUUACAAAUUCUGAAAAGAUAAAGGAAGCAGCAGACGUCAUUCAGAAGUUGCAUCUGAUUGCCCAGGAGUUACCUUUCGAUAGGUUUUCAGAAGUAAAAUCAAAAAUUGCAAGUAAAUACCAUGAUUUAGAAUGCCAACUGAUUCAGGAGUUUACUAGUGCCCAAAGAAGAGGGGAGAUCUCCAGGAUGAGGGAAGUAGCAGCAGUUUUACUUCAUUUUAAGGGUUAUUCUCAUUGUAUUGAUGUUUAUAUAAAGCAGUGCCAGGAGGGUGCUUACUUGAGAAAUGAUAUAUUUGAAGAUGCAGCAAUACUCUGUCAGCGAGUGAACAAGCAAGUUGGAGAUAUCUUUAGUAAUCCAGAAGCAGUACUGGCUAAACUUAUUCAGAAUGUGUUUGAAAUCAAACUACAGAGUUUUGUGAAAGAUCAGUUAGAAGAAUGUAGGAAAUCGGAUGCUGAGCAGUAUCUCAAAAGUCUCUAUGAUCUGUAUACCAGAACCACCAGUCUUUCAAGCAAACUGAUGGAGUUUAACUUAGGUACUGAUAAACAGACUUUCUUGUCUAAGCUUAUCAAGUCCAUUUUCAUUUCCUAUUUGGAGAACUAUAUUGAAGUGGAGAUUGGAUACCUGAAAAGCAGAAGUGCUAUGAUCCUCCAGCGCUAUUAUGAUUCAAAAAACCACCAAAAGAGAUCCAUUGGCACAGGAGGUAUUCAAGAUUUGAAAGAAAGGAUUAGACAACGUACCAACUUACCACUGGGGCCAAGUAUUGAUACGCAUGGGGAAACUUUCCUAUCUCAAGAAGUGGUAGUUAAUCUUUUACAAGAAACCAAACAAGCCUUUGAAAGAUGUCAUAGGCUUUCUGAUCCUUCUGAUUUACCAAGGAAUGCCUUUAGAAUUUUUACCAUUCUUGUGGAAUUUUUAUGUAUUGAGCAUAUUGAUUAUGCUUUAGAAACGGGGCUUGCUGGAAUUCCAUCAUCAGAUUCUAGGAAUGCAAAUCUCUAUUUUUUGGAUGUUGUACAACAGGCCAAUACUAUUUUUCAUCUUUUUGACAAACAGUUUAAUGAUCACCUUAUGCCACUAAUAAGCUCUUCUCCUAAAUUAUCUGAAUGCCUUCAGAAAAAAAAAGAGAUAAUUGAGCAGAUGGAGAUGAAAUUGGAUACUGGCAUCGAUAGGACAUUAAAUUGUAUGAUUGGACAGAUGAAGCAUAUCUUGGCUGCAGAACAAAAGAAAACAGAUUUUAAGCCAGAAGAUGAAAACAAUGUUUUGAUUCAGUAUACUAAUGCAUGUGUAAAAGUCUGUGCUUAUGUAAGAAAACAAGUUGAGAAGAUUAAAAAUUCCAUGGAUGGGAAGAAUGUGGACACAGUUCUGAUGGAACUUGGAGUACGUUUUCAUCGGCUCAUUUAUGAGCAUCUUCAACAAUAUUCCUAUAGUUGUAUGGGUGGCAUGUUAGCAAUUUGCGACGUAGCUGAAUAUAGAAAAUGUGCCAAAGACUUCAAGAUUCCAAUGGUAUUACAUCUUUUUGACACCCUGCAUGCACUUUGCAAUCUCCUGGUCGUUGCUCCAGAUAACUUAAAGCAAGUCUGCUCAGGAGAACAACUUGCCAGUCUGGACAAGAACAUCCUUCACUCCUUCGUCCAACUUCGUGCUGACUAUAGAUCUGCCCGCCUGGCUCGACACUUCAGCUGAGUUGAAGUCACAAAGGAAAUAUGUUGUAUUUUAGAAGGCCUCGGGUGAUGGAAGCACAGGAGAUUCCUUAUGACACAGCCAAUGUUUUAUCUGGAAAAAAUGACUGGAAGAAAGCAGCAGCCAUACUUACCCAGGAAUUUCAUUGAAAGUUGGACACCAUUAGCUAUAUUUUGCUUUUUAUCUUUUCCCUGUUACAUUGAAUUCCAUACUUUAAUUUAUAAAUUUCAAAUUCUAUAAACCUAUACGUGACUGUUUUAAUCCUGAAAAACGUUGGUGUGAGAAGAUGAAUGAAUUUCACCAGUGUUCUGGUUCUUGAUCUUUAACGCAUUCUCUCUGGAAACCCUACCAUUCCUGUUUUGAUUAAAGUAGGUGAAGUGCAGUAAAACUAUACUUCUUAUUUAUCAGUUCUUCAGUUAACUUUUUAGCACCGGUGAUUGUUAAUUAAGUUAUUAGAUUUCCCUAAAGAACUUGUGACAACUCAAAAAGAUCACAGUUGAGCAUCAUUUCUAUAAGUGGUUGGGGGGCUUUUCCUGAGGUACAGCAGUACUAGUCCAGGGAAAAUGUUAUGAACUAAACUGAAAUGAUGAACUGUUUUAAGUAGAUGGUAGGAACAAAUCAGAAUAUAUCUGCUUUCUGGGUAAAACUUCCAGUUUACUAUUUCUUAUUUGAUAAAUAGAUUUAAGCCAAUUAAUUAGUAAGAAAUUAAUGCAACUACCUUAUUUUAUAUUUAGCUUAAGGUGGAAUACUUUAAAGGACCAUGUUUGUUAUUUUAAUACUCUGAAUAAAAAAGUGACAUAUAGUGUAAACUGUAUUUAUGAAAAAUAGCAACAUGUUUAGCAACAAUGCAGUCAGUCUCUUAAGACCAACCUUGAAUGAAAUGGGAUGGCUAAAUAUUCAGUAGUCUUCUAUUUUAAGAGGAAUUGAGAAUUUCAGGUAAUAAAUAUUAUAUAUUCCAAGUUUGGAGCAAGCUCACAGCAAAAGCCUGCUUUUCAGUUCUGAAGAUUCUUUCACUGUCCAUUUUCAAGGCAUUUCUGAAGUUAUUCCUACUUGGAUAUUAUUGAUUGAUUGGCUUAAUAUGGUACAAUAAUAAAGCACUCACAAAAGUUUAAACAUCGAUAAAAAUUUAGAAAGGCCAUUGCUCUGUAAACCCUAUUAACUUACUCUAUGAGAAUACAUUCUAAGUUAUAUAUAGUCCAUUAUAUUGUUCAUGGUCUUCCAGGACCCAGGUAAGCUGUAAUAUUCAGUUCAUUCAUAGCAUUGUUUUCUCUUAAUGUAGGGUUUGGCCUAAUUUGGGGUGAAUUGUUUAUUUCUUCUGAAAACCUCACUCUGAAUAGUUAUCACCAUUACCAAGCUGUCUAAUCCAGAAUUAGCUACUGUACAAGUUACUGUUGACUGUAUUUCCAUUUUCUGUUUAGCCCAGUGUUACAAAGGUAAGCAAGGACAAUGAGCAUGCCAACUUUUGUCACUUUUAUAGGACAUUGUGGCAGUUUUAGAGGCUUUCCAGAAAGCAGUCCUCAGACCAGGGAGAGCCAGAACAGGUCCGGAUACUAGAAAAGAUCUAUACUUGUACUGUUGCCACUUUCGAAAGUACUGAUGUGAAUUCAAAUUAUACCUCUGUUACUUCAAGCCAACAGUUUUCAGGCAGUAGUUUUACUGGCCAUUUGAACUCUUUGUACAGUGUCAAUUUGUAAAAAAAAAGAAAAGAAAAAAAGAAAAGAAAAAAAUUAAAACAUGAGAUAACAUUUUAAGACUUCCAAAUCAGAGAAGCACUUCAAAUUAUUUUGUUUGAAUUAAUUUUUAAAAAUGUAAAGCAGUUACUUGUUUAGAUAUUUUGUUAAUUAUUAUUUCCAUGCUUGAGUUCUGUGCAAUAUUUUCCAUUAUGUCCACUGACAGGACAAAGAAAAUUCAAAGUGAAUACCUUAUUUAGAAGUGUUAACUUUCAUGCUCAAUAAACAAAUUCCCUGCAAUUGUUUUUUUAUUUCACCCAAUUUUUACAUUUUAAGAACAUCUGUAAUGAAUUAUAUAUUUGAUUUUUUACUAAAAGUAUUCCUUAUUUUUCAUAGUUUAGAUUUCUCCCCUUUUUUUAGCGGAAAGGAACAUGACUAUAUAAUUAAGAUUUAAAAAUCUAACUAGAAUAGGGUGUUUCUCUAAAGAAAUAAAAAUAUGUGUUGUAUGAACCAGUAUACAUUCUUUGCAUUUCACUCUUAAAGUAUUUACAUAUAUGGGCAUCAUAAAAUUUAGUUCAAAAUGUAUAACUCAAAAAAGAUUGUCAAUAGAUAAAAUGCUUUUAUACAUACAUGGGAAAUUUUUAGUUAGACAUAAUGGAGUUUAAUAAAUUUUACCAAAAUUUAAAUAAGAAUCUUUAUAAUAUCCCACAGUUCUGUGUGAACUACACAUAAUAUUUAAGUAUAAAUAUUUCAUUUAAAAUGUGCUCCAAAACACUGAAAAGUGUUUGUCUAAACUUGAGUGUCUUAAUUUGAGAUGCAGAACACAGACUUAAGAAGAAGGCUAGUUUCUGAAUUACUGGAAAUGAUAGAGCACACAAGUCCUUAUACAUAGGUUUAGGAUGGCCCCUGAAUUAAUUGAAAAUGGUAGAGUACACUAUGAGUCCUUACCAAGAAUUAUUAGAUUUUAUUGGGUGGAUCGAUUUUUAGAAUAUGACAAUGUAACCAUUCCAAGACAAUUACUGGCCUCCUUUAGGAAUGCCAUUGCUGUGAAUCCCUAGGGUCUUCCUUGUUUUAAAAAGUGCUGCUCACAUAGGUUAAAGGAGGUUAAGUUAAAUUUUAAAGAAGGUAAUUUGUGGUAUAUUUUCUUUGCUCUUUCCAUUUUUCUUUCCUUUUAUGCCUAAAUAUUUUACUUUCUGAAUACUAGCUUCUUAAACACAGUGAAGUAAAUUACCAGUCAAUAGAUUGAUUCAAAGUGGAGGAUUUACUGCUUCCUUGAGAUGUUUCUGCCUACAUUAGAGCACAUCCAGAUGAAGAGAGAAUGGCUCCUAAAAUAGCCCUGAACUUCAGAGUGGUCAUGUUCAUAAGGCUAAGACAUGCUUGAAUUGUUGGUACAAGAGUAAGGGGCACUCAACUUCAUGCCUUGUGACCAGAAAAGAUUGUAUCUCCUGAUUAACGUGAUGCUCUUACAAAAAUAUUCUGUCAUUGCCCACGCAUUGUUCACUGCUUUUUCGGGAGUGUGAGAUCUUUUCCAGAAGCCCCCUGGACUUACUUGACUUCUAACAGAGACUUUGGUAUACAAAGUACUCUGAUUUAUCCAGUUCGAAUUAUGUUCAGUUCCUUUACUACUGUACUUGAGAAGGCUUAUCCUACAAUUUACUACAUAUUUUGGGAAAGAAGACCAGUGCAUAUCAUUAUGCCAAAUAAUUUUUCAUGAAGUUAAAAACAGCCAUUUAAAAUUUUAACGCAUAGUAAAGGUAAUUAUAUCUACAUUUAUUGGACUUAAGUCUCAUGUGCUGUGCUAAGUCCUUUGCAUAUAUUAUUGAUUCCAGAGUAACUAUCAUUUGGGUACUAUUAUUUUUGUUUGGCAGGUGAAAGACCUAAGGCACAGAACAGGUAAGGAGACCUUCAAGGUCUGUAGGCUGACACAGGCUCAGACUUAAAUGUCGUAAAAUGGGAGUGAAUAAUGUCUUUUAUAAUUUAUAUUGUAUUUUUCUUAUUUGUGUGACAUUAUGUAUAUUGCUUAUUUUGAUAGCCUCAUCAGUUUUACUUAAUUUUCUUUUCAUCCAGUAUUUGAUUCUCAUUGCGAAGUUUAGAUAAUGAGGUUGGAAUACAGGAUCUGUAUCAAGCUACUGUUAGAUUUUUUUAAAUAUUUUAGUGUGCAAUCAUACUAUCUCAGUUGGUGUUUAAAGUUAUAUAAGUAGUCAUGAAAUUUUAAUUCAAUAUUAAGUUUGUAUUUAAUGGAAACCUACCCAUCACAGAGGUUUCCCUUAGUGAAUAUAUUAUACAGUCAUAUUUCAUAUUGUUUCUGCUUAAUAAUUUUAACAAUAGAAAGAGUCUAGGUAUUUCAUAAAAGUUUUUGAAUUUUUUAUUUUCUGAGAUUAUAAUAAUUACAUAAUUUCCUCCUCUUCUUUCCUCCAAACCUUCCCAUUUACCCGUCCUUGCUCUUUUUCAAAUUCUGGUCAGCCAAGAAAACACACAUAACAAAUAACAUUAUAUAGACUGAGUAGGUUGUAAUUAUGUAUUUAGGAAUAUGUGUAUACAUACAUGCAUAUGCUCAUACAGUUUUCUUAUAGCAUGGGAGAAAAUAAUAACUCCCCCUUAGGGGAUACAAAGAAAGCAGUGUUUUUACAUUCAAAAAUAGACUACUUUAAAUGUCAUGGGCUUGCUGAUUCUGUUAGCUGUUUAAUGUAUCUUGAAAUGGCUAAUUCUAGAGUGAAAAUGUAGGACAAAAAGUAAAUUAUUAAUAAUUUAUAAUCAUUAGAAUUUUCAUUGGUGAAUGGAGCUGGUAACCCUGGACUUAACUAAGUACGUAGUUUUAAACUAGGCACUGCAUAUUUUAUCACUGCUAUUUGGUGAUAUUAUUUGCUGUGGGUAUCAAUAAACGUUCACUCUUAUGACUAAAUAUCCAUGUGGAGCAAAAAAGACCAGCAGUUAAACACAGUUGCUCAUUUUCUCAAUGGCUUAGAGGAUUGUCAUCUGCCUUAACGUUACAAGGCCAAUUUAAAUAGGAAUAUAUCCUAUCAUACUCCAAAUAGCAAACAACCUCAGAAGAAAGGCAUUUUUGUGUUGGCCAUCAGUGAGGCACUACAAAUGUAUAAUUAUUUGCACUAAUAUUUGAGCAGAUGGAAUGGAUUAGAAUAUGGUUAACAUUAUUUUGCAGACAUGUAUUUUUCUAUUAAUAUGUACUGUGCAACGUGUUAAAACUGUAAUAUUUAUAUUACUGUGUUUAAGAGGCAGUAUCCAAUUGAGCCACUUUUAAUUAAAAAAUUUGAGACCAGAAUUAUGUUUACAUUCCAGAAAGCACUUAACUUACUUUAUAAACAAAAGAUCAGUAAAACAGACUUACCAUGCCUGCUACUUAAUAAGAGGAAAUACAUAGGGUUGAGAUUGGAGGUAGGAAUCUAGAAUGAGAAAGCUAAAGGCUCAUUUAUACUCAUAACUUUUAUCACUGUUAGCAGUCUUAAAUGAAGAAAAGAUCCCUUCCAUAAUAUCUUUAUAUUAGUAAGCUAGGUGAAGAUUGGGUAGAACCUGUUCCGUAGAACUGAUCUCCUAAGGAAGACUUCCAAAUCGUAGGUUAAACCUGACGAAGUGGGAAACCUUGAUGCCCCUGUAAUCCUAAAUAGGCAAGUGCCCUUCAGUGAGGCUGCUCUUGUGCCUGACAGUCAUCUUUAUCUUCGUUCUGUGGGGAUCUCGGUUUCCAGUUUUCUUGAACUCCGGCCUUUGGUUGUAGCAUUUCUGUCAAAUGUGUGGCUUUUCCUAUAAAGCUAUCCAACUAGAAAUCCAGACACAGUACCAACCUAAAGAAGACUGGGGCUACCUCUACAUAUAUUGUUUGUAAAUACUGUAGGGGACACACACGAAAUUAUGUGACGAUACUUUAUAAAUAUUUUCCUAAGUGCCUAUUAGGAUUCUCCAGUAGAAGGUAUUUUCAAUUUUUACCACAAGGGGGUGAUGUUAUUUUUAUAGUGAUAACUUAUUUUUAUUUAAAAAAUAGAAUUCAUGUAAUUUUACUGAACAUCUGUGAACACUACUGUCAUACACUGAAGGGGUGUGUGUGUGUGUGUGUGUGUGUGUGUGUGUGUGUGUGUGUGUGUGUGUAAUUCAGAAAGUCAUCAAUGAGGAAAAGUCUAAGAAAAUUAAGAGCACAAAAUCCAAACAUGUUUGUAUACAGAGAUGGAUGACUUGAACCAAAUCCACCACAACUAAAAUUGUGUUUUUAGAGUUUUGUAUGUAACAUUGAAUUAUUUGUCAGCUUUUUAAAAAUAAGGAUAUUCAUUGUCUGCAUUCACUUUUUAAUGGGGAAACUUUUGAAAUAAACUCAAGUGUAAAGAAAGAAUUUUAAGGAUGUACCAAACAAAAACUUCCCCUUUGGUGGUAAAUUGCUCCUGUGAUGUUAUCUUGCAAUUCUUUAGCAUUUCCCAGAAGAAGAAUUCUGUCAGACCAUAAUACCGCUGUUGAACUCGGGAAUCUGCUUUGACAUGUAACUGACAUCUAGUCCUCAGACCCCACUUCAGUUUUACAGGUUUGUCUCAAUGUCUCACUCUGGGAUCCAGAUGAAAACCAUGUGAGGCUCCAGAUGAUCUGCAGUUCAUUUGCUUGAACACCUGUUGCUUCUGACUUUUCAAACCCCACCACCACCACUGUGUGGAUUAUAGGCAGUUACUGUGUCCCUGAGUUUGGAUUCCUGUUUGCUCAUGGUUGGAUCCCAGUCAUACUCGUGGGGACCGUCACAGUUGCUCUGCUACACUCUGUUUGCACCCUCUCGGGUCUUCACAGCUCUACCUCAGCCACUUGAGUGCUCAUUAACCAUGUGUUUAGGGACCAGUCCCGCACUGUGUAGGGCUGCUCUUUUCCCUGUAAAAUGAUGUUGUGGGGAGUUGCUUUGUAUGUAGCAGAGUCUAAUCACAAUUUCAGUUAGUACCAGUUUUCUGUUCAAGGGACUCGUGAGGAUUGUCUCUAGUUGGGUCACUGGGAGCCUCUUCAGGUUGGCUCUUGUGCUCCUUUGGCAUUCCCAACAUUUUACAGGCACUGGCUUGCACUCAGUACAACAGACUUUUCUAAGGUCAUUUUGUACUUGUCUACCCUAGCUCUCCCAUCCAAGUACUAACCAGGCCCAACUGUGCUUCACUUCCAGGAUGAGGUAAGAUUGGGCCCCUCCAGGGUAGAGUGGCUGGAGAUUUCCUGCAGCUCUGAAAUCAGUCAUCCUUCUUUUCAGUGGAAAUUGGUACUUGGAAGCCAAGGUUUGUGACUGGUUAUACUCAUUAAAAUGGAGAUGCUGCUGCUUCUAGUGUGUAGUGCUGGGAGCUUUGUGUGAUUAUCUGUACAUGUACUCAUUCUUAAAACACAUAUCCAUGGACAUACACUCCUGCGCCCUCUCCCCCUUUAUCACACACAACCCCAUGAGAUUCAGUGCCCCAUACUGGAUUCCCCAACCCCAUGCAGAGGAGGGAGGGCAUCCUCAUCUUACUCAGCUACUGAAGUAUUGACUUUAGGACCAAAUUGGAAGAACAGGAAUGGUCAUUUUAGAAAUCAUGUAAGUCAAGUGUUGGUGGUGCAUACCUUUAAUCCAAGCACUCAGGAGGCAGAGGCAGGUGGAUCUCUUAGAGGCCAGCCUGAUCUACAAAAUGAGUUCUAGGAUAGCCUGAUCUACAAAAUGAGUUCUAGGAUAGUUGGGGCUACACAAAGAAACCCUGUCUCAAAAAAAAAAAAAAAAGAAAAAGAAAUCAUGUAAAGGUUUUUAAAUUCUAAAUAAAUUAUUCAUAACUUUAUCACUCAAGCAACUAUAUGGGGGGUAUACUGUAGUGAGGGAAAUAGUAAAGGUGAAUUGUUUAUAAAAUGUUACAUUAAAAAGUUAAAAUUUGGAGGCAAAUUUAAAAUGCAUAGCAUGUUUUUCUAUAUCUCUUUACUGCUGUAAUUGCUUAUUUAAUGAUAGAGUGCAUCAUAGGAACUGUGAAUGAAAUUUUAGCUGUUAAAUACUGGAUAAGAUGAUUUUGCUAAUAAAUUCCAAAGGAAAAAAUGA
Messenger RNA from Peromyscus californicus insignis, 10024 nucleotides. It is a transcript of the gene Exoc5, whose product is annotated as exocyst complex component 5. Lineage: Eukaryota; Metazoa; Chordata; Mammalia; Rodentia; Cricetidae. The coding region runs from base 212 to 2338 and encodes 708 amino acids. Gene Ontology annotation, biological process: exocytosis; Golgi to plasma membrane transport. The record is from RefSeq and is a predicted model, not a curated record. The transcript is spliced from 18 exons. Gene Ontology annotation, cellular component: exocyst; cytoplasm.